GCCUUUAUUCAGGUCUGCGCAAGGUUUGGGUCAGGGAAGGUUUCUGAUUGGAUAGGAGGCGGGCAGAUGUUACGUGUUUACGUUUACCGGAAGAAAACACUGUAGUCCUCGCUCCAGAUAACAAGAUGUUUGACGAUGCCGUUCUUAGUGCGUUUUUCGGGCGUGUUUUGCUUAUAUUCUUGAAGCAGCAGUACGACAAACAACCUUGUUCUGCUAAUGCUUCGUCUGUUGAGGAGGAGAAGGGAGGUAGAAGGUCGAAGAAGGGAGGUAGAAGACGGUGCUGUGGCGAAUGGAAACCGGCUCGUGUACGAGAGGUGCACAUUUUGGGGAGAGAAUCCGGGAGGAACCUCCAGUUUCCUCUACAGCCUCCUCGGUAACAUGUGCAGCACAGUUGGAGCCAUUCUUUCCAGACAGCUGCAAAUUCAAGUUCUGUUGGGUGCUUUUGCUGCUGCCCUGGAUGCUGUCACUUUCAUGUCAUGCUGCUGCCAUGUGCUGCUGUGCUGGAACUCAAAGGCAGAAAGGAGGCUGAGGAUGAGGAGGGGGCGGAGGAGACAGCACCUCCUUGCAAUAUGUGUACUGAUGGUGGUUGCAGGAGGGUUUCUGAAGUCAAAGGUGGCCCAACAACCAGCGGACAGGCCUCUCAUUGGGAGGAGGCUGCAGCAUUUCACUCUUCAAGACAACACUGAAAUCCUGGGUUACAUACUUGGCCUGCUGUCCUUUGUCAUCGCCUGCACCUCCAGGUUCCCUGCACUCUGCAGAGCAUAUAGAGGACAGAUGUUGACCUGGGCCUACGUGAUCUCUGGACUGCUGUGCUCACUGGCUGGUGCCCUCUAUGCUGCUGCCAUACUCCUCUACGACACUCAGUUUGGGUUUCUUUUAAGAGUCAUGCCGUGGUUGCUGUCAGCAAUAUGCUGCAUCGCCCUGGACCUUCUUAUUCUUGUCAUUCAUUUGUGCAAGAGAGGAACAAGACAGCAGCUCACCAGUUUAUCUCCAGACACAGAGAGCCUUUUAGGUGGCUCAGGCACUGAGGAUAACGCUGUCAUGAAGAGACAGAGGAAACAGCAAGUUCAGUCAAGUUCAGCACAAACAAAAGUCCAGAAGAUGACAGAGAUGGGACGCUACAUGGACGUCAGUGCUCAACCUGCAAGAAAAAUAUUUCUUAAGGAGGUGAUGCUGUCCAAGGAGAAAACGGAGGACCGGCCUCUCAACAGGGUGAUGCGAGUGAUCAGAGUCAACAGUUUCUGCUCCUCAGAUACGUCCUGUGAAUCUUCGCCGGCGAGCUCUGAUCUGGAGUGGGAUUUUGAAGAGGCAAGUGCAGGGUGGAGUGACCCGAAAGCAAAGCAACAGAAGAGGGACGAGUUUCCACCUCAAGAAGUGCCAGCAAACCCAAGACCCUUCAACAUGUGCACCUGUGUCAUGUUCAGACCCCCACAGAAAGCUCUGUCAUGCACCAAAGAGGGUGAGACCAUCACUGCGGCAAGUCUGGCAGAAUGACAAAGGAAUGCCAUUCUCAAUUAGUAAUGUGAUACACAUCUGGUGCAUUAAUUGGAGGGGAAAUAAAACGU
Epinephelus moara (kelp grouper) is the source of this 1565-nucleotide messenger RNA. RefSeq names its product transmembrane protein 44 (gene tmem44). The transcript has 10 exons. NCBI's taxonomy places the organism in Eukaryota, Metazoa, Chordata, Actinopteri, Perciformes, Serranidae. Bases 217 to 1494 code for a protein of 425 amino acids. The record is from RefSeq and is a predicted model, not a curated record.